Messenger RNA from Ostrea edulis (European flat oyster), 3059 nucleotides. Its product is annotated as myosin-8-like. The transcript has 7 exons. The record is from RefSeq and is a predicted model, not a curated record. The coding region runs from base 249 to 1244 and encodes 331 amino acids. Lineage: Eukaryota; Metazoa; Mollusca; Bivalvia; Ostreida; Ostreidae.
UACUGUUAGGGCAUCUUGGAAACAAAAGACGCCACAGCAAGUGUUCCGUCUUUGAACACGUUUGUGAAUGAAACUGUUUUAGGUAGCCCGUGGUUUUAGGAAUGCAGUUUCUAGUAAGGUAUUCUGUGUUGACUUUCAUUGGAGAAAAUGUAUAUCGUUACACCAUUUUUAACACGACAGAAGCUUCAGCUACGAUGUAAUUAAAUAUUCUCCUGUGACACGCGUUAUAUGAACUUUAAAUAGAGACAAUGUCUCACAAUGCUAGAGGCAGAUUACGCCCGCUUGGAUCAAUAAGGGCCAAUCUUAAAUCAGGAGGAUCUGAGAAAAUUCCCAAAAUCCCCUCUGCUUCCUCUACAAAUUCCAGCAUUUCCAAAGCCAACCUGGAGAUUUCUAAUCACGGAAUCCUAGGAAAUGCUUUGGCUGUUCCGCCACCAAAGGAAAAAGAAAAGAAGGAGGAGAAAGUGAAAGUACAGUCAGCAAAGUCAGACUCUGGCUCCAGCACAAAAUCCCAGGAAUCGGAGUAUAAGAAAGAAUUGCAGGAAGCUAAGGCACGGGAAAAGGAUUUGUUGAAGCAGAUCGCCGAGUUGAAAAAACUAAUUGAGGAACUUAAAAAGCAAAUUCAGGAGAGAGAUGAAACAAUAGAUGUGCUACAGUCGGACAUAAAAUCUCAGGAAGAAAACCUCAUGGGACAGAUCAACAAAGAGAAAACAGAGCAUGAAGACACAAAACAGUCCCUUCAGGGAGCUCGAUCAGAAAUUGACGAGCUUAGAGCUCAGAUCGAAAAAAUCAGCAAGGACAAUGAAGAACAGAUAGAAAAGCUCAAAAAAGAGCUUGAGGAAAAGAUAUUAGAAGUGACUACCUCCAAAGAUAAGGAAAUAAAGAUCAGAGAUGAGAAAUUAACAAGGUUAAAAAACCAAAUGGCAGAUGCCUUAAAGGGAAAUUCAUGGGAGAGACAGCAGCAGUUGGAGGAAUUGACCAAAGAACUGGCUCGAAUACAGGAAGAGUGUGAUGCUCUCAGAAUGAGGCUCAAAGCCUCCAAAUCUAAGGGAGGAAAUUGCCCAAACUGCCAGGAGAUGACAGCAAAGUUGGAAAAAUUCAACACUUCCAUCAAGGAAAAAGACCAAGCAAUCAAAGAACUGAAAUCACUGUGUGCUAAGUUUGAGAAACAGCUAACUCAACAAGAUGUUCUGUUAAAACAGUGGUCAGAGUCUAAAGGUCACAAGGUCAAUUAUAAUCCUAAAUAGUGACUUAAAAACAUCCCUUAGAUGGACUUAUUUGUAGACGUGUUCAAAUUUGAAUAUCAAUUUCAUGCAAGAAUGUCGACCGUUAUAUUAUAAUAUCAAUUUGUUAUGUUGUAAUAUUCCAGGUACUCCUAUUUAACUGUAAACAUUGGUUUUUCAUAGCAAUGUACUUAAUUUCUUGGAAAUACAAUAUACAAGUACACAAUGCUAACAGAAAUUGACAAGUUUCUCAGUAUUAUUUUGAUACACAAAAGUAUUCAGACGAAAGUAUUCAUGUUGGUGAUUUGAAACGUUCUUGGAGAUGAAUUGAAUAUCCGUCCAAUGCAUAAAGCCAUUUUUGCAGCCAAAGAUUGAAUUAGCAGAUUGUAAUUAUUUGUUAACAAAGAUGGUAUAAUCCCAGUUCUGUAUAUGCUACUGUCCACAGGUACCAAGCUUGUCUGAAAAUUUUGACCCCUGCUAUAAUUGUAUAAUACUAGGGGUCAAACUUUUUUAGGUGAGCUUGAUGGCGGUGUUACUACCAAAUUGUUUUCAACUGAGUCAUGAAAAAUUAUUGAUAAUUUAUUCCUCCAAAGAACUGCAUUUUGGGUGUUACCAUUAGCAGCGAUAUUUCAAUAUACUUAUACAUCGUGCAGCAGUUUUUCAUGUAAUAAGGUUCAUAAGAUCUGGGUGCUUUCUGAUUAUUAUAUGAUAGAAAAAUUCAAAACUUAUAAUUUAUUCUAGAUAUUCCGAAUGUCUGUUAUUUCUUACAGUUUUGGUAUCUUUAUCUGGUUUUGAAAUACCUUAAAUUUUGAAGAUUUCAUAGUACAUUAUGCUAUUUUGUCAGUGAUUCAUCAUAUUGCCUCUUAUUUGAUGUGAACGACUUAACACACAAGAAUGCUGUAAGUUUGGUUCAUCAUGACCAUAUUGCGUUGUUGGAAAUUUUAACAAAAAAUAAAAAAGACUGACCUUUACAAUUACAAAAUGUACUAUUGCCCAUUCCCUCCAACUUGCCAAAUGUUUUCAAUAAGGAAUAAUAUUACUAUAUACAAAUUACAAUGUAGUAGAUUGGGCCAAAAGAUAAUUUAAUGUUCAUUGAUUUAUUUAUCUUCCUGCAAACAGAAGUAUGUGAGAAUGACUAGAACAUGAGCAACUUUGUCAGCUGGUAUAUUGUGGUGAGAGAAAGAAAGAAAGAUGUGUUAUUUAUCUUUGUCUUAGAAUGUUUCUGGAUCCUACUCAUCAAUGAAUUAAUGCAGGAAAGCAUUUUCACAUUCUUGAUUUCACUCACUCUCUCUGACAUUCUGAUUUUCCUAUUCAGUGCUUUAUUUUUUAAAAAGAAUCUAAUUUGAAGUAUAGAUUUUUGAACAAUUUGUGGCAGAAUUCAACAUCUAAUCUGGUAAUUCCAGGUCGUGUAAUCCUAUUUUACACCUGGUGAACAGCAAGGAUAUUCAGAAAUAAGGAAAACUCUGAAACUGUUUUGUGUAACCAGAUUAAUUCACCUGUUUACUAUUGAGUAUUUUAUAUUUAUGGGUCUAUUAAAUGUUAAAUAUACCUGGUUGACUGUGAUAUUUAAUUAAAUGUGAUCAGGUGAAUUUUAUGUGCGUUUAUUUUCUAAAAAUAUUUUAAUGUACUUAGAGCUUUUAUCCUCAAUGUGAAUAUGGAGAAAGGGGCCUUAUUUUAAAUAUGUUUAGAAAAAUUACCAUUUUAUGUAUAUUUUAGUGGGUUUUUUUAAAAUGAAAAUUGAAUUUCCUGUCCUUAUUAUUAUAUUUUUCUUUAUGUCUGGUAUUUAAGUUUUGUAUUGUGACAACUACCGCAGAAUAAAAUUCUAAUCAAUAAUCUUUG